AUGAUGCGCCGUCGCACGUCCCACAGCGUCGGCGCGCUGCUCCUGCUGCUGGUAGCGCGCGGCGCCCCGAGCGCCGGGUCGCCGGCGAGCGGGACGCUGGCCCGCCCGAGGCUGGAGGGUUCGGCGAGCGGUCGCCCUCGCGAGCCGCAGGCCGAGUUCGGCAGGCGCCAGGCUACCAGCGGCGCGCAGUUGCUCAAGCUCUUGGCGGGUGAUGGGGUCAACGAAAGCCAGUUCGGUUUUUCGGUGGCCGUGAGCUCCGACGGGGCCCGCGUGGUGGUAGGGGCCACUGGUGACGACGACUACCAGGGCUCCGUGCACGUGCUCGACGGUACCACCGGCGAGAGGCUGCUCAAGCUUGUGGCGAGUGAUGGGGCCGCAGGCGACAAUUUCGGUUUCUCGGUGGCCGUGAGCUCCGACGGGGCCCGCGUGGUGGUGGGGGCCAAAGGUGACGACGACUACCAGGGCUCCGUGCACGCUCCGCGUACGUGCUCGACGGUACCACCGGCGAGAGGCUGCUCAAGCUUGUGGCGAGUGAUGCGGCCGCAUACGACAAUUUCGGUUACUCGGUGGCCGUGA
This is a messenger RNA of Prorocentrum cordatum, 576 nucleotides long. The record is from the annotation of a GenBank genome assembly. Lineage: Eukaryota; Dinophyceae; Prorocentrales; Prorocentraceae.